GUGACACAUCCAAAAAUUAGUUUCUUACUCAAGUUUCCCAUCUACUUUUGACAUAUCUGAGCAUGUAUGUGUAUAUAUACGUAUACAUUCUAUUUUUGUAGGAAUGAAAGUGAGGAUAUCAAAGGUAUUGUUAACAGCAUUUCACAGUUGUUGAAUAAGACAGACUUAUUUAUUUCAAAUAACCCUGUGGGAAUUGAAUCUCGGGUGCAAGAUGUGAUUAACCGUCUAGAUUUCCAAUCAAAGGGUGUUCAACUACUAGGGAUGUGGGGUAUGGGGGGAAUUGGAAAAACAACCAUUACAAAAGCCAUUUACAAUAAGAUUGGCCGCAAUUUUGAUGGUAGGAGCUUCCUUGCAAAUAUAAGGGAAGAUGGGGCAAAAAUUGCUGGACAGGUGGGUCUACAAGAACAACUUUUAUUUGAUAUCUGUAAAGAAAGAACAAUCAAAAUACCAAACACUGAGUUAGGAAAAAACACAUUAAAGGACAAACUUUGCCAUAAAAGAGUACUUAUUGUACUUGAUGAUGUGAAUACACUAGACCAACUGAAUACUUUCUGUGGAAGUCGUGAAUGGUUUGGCUCAGGGAGCGUAAUAAUCAUCACAACUAGAGAUUUGGAUUUACUUUCAGGGAGAGUUGACAAAAUAUACAAUAUGACAACGAUGAAUGAAAGUGAAUCAAUUGAGCUUUUUAGAAGUGAGUCCUACAAGAGAUUUUAUUAGAGUUACCGAAAAUGUAGUUGAAUAUUGUGGAGGAUUGCCGCUAGCUCUCGAAGUCCUUGGGUCUUAUUUGUUUGAUAAGGCAAAAUAUAAGUGGGAUCUUGUAUUGGAGAAACUCAAAAUAAUUCCUCACAAUCAAGUGCAGAAGAAGUUAAGAAUAAGUUAUGAUGAUUUGAAAGAUAAUGAUGAGCAAGAAAUAUUCCUUGACAGCUUGUUUCUUAAUUGGAAUGGACAGAAAUGAUGUUAUACUCGUAUUAAAUGACUGUGGACUUUAUGCAGAAAUUGGAAUAAGCGUCCUUGUUGAGAGAAGCCUUGUGAGUGUUGAUGAUAAGAACAUGCUUGGAAUGCAUGGUUUGCUGCGAGAUAUGGGAAGAGGAAUUGUUCGUGAGGAAUCACCAAGGAGGCCUGAGAAACGUAGCAGGUUGUGGUAUCCGGAGGAUGUGAUUGAUGUAUUAUAAAAAAAAAACUGUAA
Messenger RNA from Medicago truncatula (barrel medic), 1186 nucleotides. Its product is annotated as disease resistance protein RPV1-like. The record is from RefSeq and is a predicted model, not a curated record. Gene Ontology annotation, biological process: defense response. Bases 67 to 717 code for a protein of 216 amino acids. Lineage: Eukaryota; Viridiplantae; Streptophyta; Magnoliopsida; Fabales; Fabaceae. Gene Ontology annotation, molecular function: ADP binding. The transcript has a single exon.